AUGUACAACCCAAUUCACGCUAAGCUGCAGCAGCUAUGCGAGGAAUUCCACAUUGAUGAAGUGACUCUGAAGCUGGCGAUCUGCCUGUUCAUUUCGUUCCCGUUCAAUGCGUUGCUGAAAAGACUGCCCGACCAGCGGGUCCGGCUAAAGUGUGUGUACAUCGUGUGCGUGUCGGCUUUCUACCUGUUUGGGAUUCUGAACCUGUACGAUGGGUUCAAGACGUUGUUGAUUAGCACGCUGUUCACGUACGGGAUAACGCGGUUCUACCGCUCGCGGUUCAUGCCUUAUGUGAACUUCGUGUUUGUGAUGGCGCACCUGGCGAUGAACCACAUUCACAUGCAGAUGUCGACGGACUACGAUAGCAGCAAGGUGGACAUCACGGGCGCGCAGAUGGUGCUGGUGAUGAAGCUGACUGCGUUUGCGUGGUCGUACUACGAUGGCACGUAUGCGAAGAAGGAAGACCUGAGUGCGUACCAGCUGCAUCGGUCGGUGACGCAGCACCCUUCGCUGCUAGAGUUUAUGGCGUAUGCGUUUUUCUACCCGAGCUUGUUGACGGGGCCAAGCUUUGACUACGCAGACUUUGCUUCUUGGCUCAGGUGCGAGAUAUUCCGCGAUUUGCCGGAGACCAAGAAGCCCAAGAGGCGUUGGUCGCGGGACAAGAACCAGCGCCGCCAGAUCCCGAAGUGCGGCUCGUUGGCACUGGGCCGGGUGCUCCAGGGAAUCAUGUGGAUCGCGCUCUCGUUUGUGUCUCCGAACUACGUGAACGUGCGUUCUGUGCUAUCUCCGGAGUUCAAAGCCAGGUCUAUGCUUUACAAGAUGCACUACCUCUACCUCCUGGGCACGACGUUCCGCUUCAAGUAUUACGCCGCGUGGAUCAUCUCAGAAGCAUCGUGCAUGGUUUGCGGCCUGGGGUAUAACGGCUACGAUCCGGACACGCAGCAGAUUAAAUGGGACCGUGUCCAGAAUGUCGAUAUCAAGGCUUUUGAGUUUGCGCAGAAUACCAGGGAGUGCCUGGAGGCCUGGAACAUGAAUACGAACAAAUGGCUCAAGUACUACGUCUACCUGCGCGUGACACGCAAGGGUAAAAAGCCAGGCUUCCGCUCCACGCUGUUUACGUUCUUGACCUCCGCAUUCUGGCACGGUACUAGACCUGGGUAUUACUUGAGUUUUGCUACUGGAGCCUUGUUUCAAACUGUUGGCAAGAUCUACCGGAAGAACUUCAGGCCUAUGUUCUUGGCAGAAGACGGGAAAACACCGCUUAAAUCAAAAGUUAUUUACGAUUUUAUCUGCUCCUGGGUCACCAAACUCGCGUUUGGGUAUCUGGUCCAACCUUUCGUGAUCUUGGACUUGCGCAAGUCGUUAUCCUGCUGGAGUUCUGUGAAUUUCUACGUUCACAUUGCGAUCGCCCUAACCUUCCUGGUCUUCAAAGGUCCGUUUGCCAAACAGGCACAGAUGUUCUGCAGACGCUACCACCCUGUGGAGAUCGCAAAGAAGCAGCAAAAGAAGGCCGAAGCGGUGUCUGCGGAGGCAGCGCCGACUUUGGGAGACAUCUUGAAGGAUAAGGCCCAGUUUGAAACUAAUGAGGCAGAGAACAUGGCAAUGAUGUUGGGUAUCCCCGAUCCAAGCGAAGUGGAAUUGGAGGAGGCCAAAAAGGAUCUGGAAGAGUUCUACAAGCAGUACGAUGCCUGGAAACGGAAGAACGGUCUUGAGGUAGAGGAAGAAAACUUGCGCGACGCCUUUCAAAACUUCAAGAAGGAGUUUAGGAAAACGACCAGGCGGAUGAGCUUUAGUGACUACGCGGCGUCGCCAUCGAAGUCUAAAUGA
Molecule: messenger RNA, 1824 nt
Organism: Eremothecium gossypii ATCC 10895
Lineage: Eukaryota; Fungi; Ascomycota; Saccharomycetes; Saccharomycetales; Saccharomycetaceae
Gene: ALE1
Product: lysophospholipid acyltransferase
Exons: 1
Coding region: 1-1824 (607 amino acids)
Biological process (GO): lipid modification; glycerophospholipid biosynthetic process
Cellular component (GO): membrane; endoplasmic reticulum
Molecular function (GO): 1-acylglycerol-3-phosphate O-acyltransferase activity; 1-acylglycerophosphocholine O-acyltransferase activity
Source: RefSeq, marked provisional